GCCCCCACCCACGACACCUCGCUGGCGGCAGCCGCAGGGAGACCAGCAGUCCCAGAUCUGCGGAGCCUGCCAGGACCUGCGAGUCCUUCGGAGGCCACCGCCAGGAAAGGGAAAGCAGCAUCUUCAGAGCCUCCCUGGUGUGGUCUGGGGAGCCACGAGCCCGCCGGCAGACACCCACCCCUGCCUCACUCCUUGCAAGUCCCCAGGAAUUCCCGAGAGCCCUCUCAGGAAGGCUGGGUACUGCAGCCCUGCAGGCAGGGCCUGGGCCCUCCUUGACUGGGGCGAACAAAUUGUGCCCGUGAGGCCCUCUACUUACUGAGCCUUUGGGAAGGGUUCGUGGCAUCCUGGAUAAUUCUUUGGAUUCCCGAGGCAGCUCAGGUGUGCGCCAGCGGGCAUACUGCUGCCUCAGGGAGCUGGGCAAGAUGCUGUUUGGCAUAAAGGACAUCGCACUGUUGGAGCACGGGUGCAAGGCCCUCGAGGUGGACAGUUACAGGUCCCUGAUGAUUCUGGGCAUACCGGAGGACUGUAGCCACGAGGAGUUCGAAGAGAUCAUACGGGUCCCCCUAAAACCUCUGGGCAAGUUCGAAGUGGCUGGGAAGGCCUUUCUGGAAGAAGAGAGAUCCGAGGCAGCUAUCAUUAGGCUGGCGGAGGACAUCAAUCAUGCCGCGAUCCCCAGGGAGAUCAAGGGCAAGGGCGGCGUGUGGAGAGUGGUCUACAUGCCCCGGAAACAAGACGUUGAAUUCCUGACCAAGCUGAACCUCUUCUUGCAGAGCGAGGGCAGGACGGUGGAGGACGUGGCUCGGGUCCUGAGGCAGGAACUGUGCCCGGCAGCGACGGGCCCCAGGGAGCUGCCUGCCACAGAGUGCUGUGUGCCCGGGCCCAAGGAGAAGCCCGGCGCUGGGGCCGCCGCCGUGGGGGACAGGGUGCCACCUCUGGGCUCCACAGAGAAGCAGAGCAAGGCUGGAGAGGGCAAGAGGGGCAGGAGGAAGCACAAGAAAACCCGCCGCCGGCAUCACGCAGCAGACAAGAAGCCGUGAGGUGCUUCAGGUGGGCGUGCGGGUGGCAGGGUGAGGUUGGGUGUUAUCUGAGUGGGUGUGGAUGAUGACUGCGGGAGAGUGGGUGCCCUUUAAGGAAAUUUGGAGAAUGCAGGUGGGUGUGGAUAAUGUGAGCAGGGAUGGUAUUACUCAUGUGUGUGGGUGACUGAAUACGAAUGGGUACCAUCUGGUGUGGGUGAGGGUGGGUAUUUUUAUCUGAGUUAAUUUGUGGGCUACAUCUGAGUGGCUGUGGUUAAUUAAUAUCUGGUUGAGUGUGGGUCAUUCAUUCACUCAUUCUGCAGAUAUUUAUUGGGCAACACUAUAUCCUACUAUUCUAGGAGCUGGGGACACAGGAGGGAGCAAAUCCAACACAAAUCCCUUCCAUGGCACUCAUAAGUGAGUGGUUAAUAGUUGAGUUACUUGGGUACAUGCGAGUGGACAUGUGUGGGUAUAUGUGAGGGUACCAUUUCAGUAGAUUUAAUAUCUGUUGAGGAUGGAUCACUCAUUCAUUCAAUCAACAAACGUUUCCUAUAGUCCUGCAAACUGUUCCAGGCACUGGGGAUACAGCACGGAACAAACAGACCCAAACCUGGCCCUCGGGGCACUCACAUCAUAUAUUUGAGUAGGUGUGGGUAACAUCCAAGUUACUUGAACACAUGAGUGAGCGUGGAUACCAUUUGAGAGUGUGAGGGUAACACCUGAGUGUGUUUGUGGGCAUUAUUUGAGAGGCGAGGGUAAUGUCUGAGUGAGGAAGGGUCUCAGAGACCCGCAAACAGCCUCUCUCACCUGGAGACUCCGCGGGACCUACCACGCAGUCGCAGUCGGAGCCGAGUAGGGCGUCAGUCUGUUGCCAUGGAGACCGCGGGCUACCCGGAGCCUACGUGAGCAGGUGUUUGAGGGAAUCGGAAGAGGGGGAAGAGGGUCCGGGAUUCCAAGGUUUUGCAGAAGUUUUCUUACCACAGUUGAGGAAAAGCCAAACAGGAAGAACGUGCCAGGAGAUUCCUGAUCGGCAGAAAGGCCACUAUCCCCUUUACCAUCCCCCGCGGCCUGAUGGUGGGGAUGGUGGUCUUGCUGGGUUUGUUGUGGGGAGGAGACACAGACCCCUCUAGCUUUGGGCCCUGUUGGGAUUCCUGCCAAUGCAAAGUCUAGGGCCGAUUUUUGUCCUUCAAAAAGAUGUACCGUGAAUGUACCUCUGCACAAACUUGUCCAGAGUGGACCACCCUGUUUUGUACCUAGUUUUGCAAGUAGAAGCCAUGCCUGCAAAGUGAGUAGUUGCACUCCACGUCUGAGGAACUCACAGUUCUGUGUGUGGCUCUGUAAAAGGCUGUCACUGCCCUCUACAUGCUGGGUCUCCAUUUCAGGGAUGGUCAGAGGUGGGACCCUUCUGCUCUGAUUGGCAUCUGGGGUGACAGAAUGGGUCUCCCCACUUAAAUCCCAGAAGUCCUGACUUGUGGGGAGAUGUGUGCUCCACUCUCUAAAGAAUGAAAGGCAAGACUUCCAGAGAAUGAUCCCAAGGUAAAUAACUAAGUCACCUUGAAGAGUUUGGAUUAACAACCUGAACACUGAGUCCCCUGUGAUGGUGAAGAACAAGAACGAUGACAAAAAGCCAAUCUGGUAAAAUCCAAAUGUCCAUGAGUAGACAGAGCUCUGUUCCAGGGAAGCCUGACCUGUGAAUUUGCAAACUUGCUUUAGGUUUAGGGAUUGCAAAGGCUGAGCUGUAUUUCUUUUUAAAAAUGCAAUUUACGCACACACACACACACACAC
Manis pentadactyla (Chinese pangolin) is the source of this 2798-nucleotide messenger RNA. It is a transcript of the gene PNMA8C, whose product is annotated as PNMA family member 8C. The record is from RefSeq and is a predicted model, not a curated record. Bases 423 to 1037 code for a protein of 204 amino acids. The transcript has a single exon. NCBI's taxonomy places the organism in Eukaryota, Metazoa, Chordata, Mammalia, Pholidota, Manidae.